Amaranthus tricolor (Joseph's coat) is the source of this 357-nucleotide messenger RNA. RefSeq lists its product as uncharacterized. Lineage: Eukaryota; Viridiplantae; Streptophyta; Magnoliopsida; Caryophyllales; Amaranthaceae. The record is from RefSeq and is a predicted model, not a curated record. The transcript has a single exon. The coding region runs from base 1 to 357 and encodes 118 amino acids.
AUGGAGCUGAUCUACAAUAAGACUCAUCAGUUUUAUGAGGGAAUUUUAGCUGAGGAAAAAGCUGAGAUGAAUGAAAGAUUUGAUAAAUUAGACUGGGAUAUUGAUAGACUGAGUAGGAGAACGGAGGCUGUAGACCCUAAGGGACAUGAGGAUGUUGAGGCUGUUGAAGUAAGGGCUGAGAUUGUUGGGGAAGAUGUUGCGGGAGUCGAUUCUAACUCAGUUCUAGACAUGGAUUUCGAUGAGGAGGAUCCCAAGGAGGAUCCAGAGGAUGAUUCCGAGGAGGAUCCCGAGGAGGAUCCAGAGGAUGAUUUCGAGGAGGAUCAAAAGGAGGAUUCUGAAACAGAUCCUGAGGAGUAG